CACGCAUUGUAUUUUGUAAUUCUAAUAUAAAAAUGUACGUGCUUAAAUUUUUUGCUUGCAUAGUUCUCAUUGGAUGCAUCAAGGCGAAAACUCUGGAUGAUUUAAAAAAUAAUUAUUUGGAGAUGAUCGUAAAAUGCACGUCAAAGUACCCAAUCACUGAUGAGGAUCUGGAACUACUAAAAACUGGAGACAUGGGAGACAAGGAGUCCACAAAGUGCCUUUUUGCUUGCGUGUAUAAAAAAACUGGGAUGAUGGACGACAAAGGAAUGCUGGAUGUUGAUCAAACGAAUAAAAUUGUCCAAACUUAUUUUUCUGAUAAUUCCGAGGAGCUUAAGAAGGGCUUGGCAUACACUGAAGCUUGUAAAAGUGUAAACGACGCACCAGUGACCGAUGGCGACAGAGGCUGCGAUAGGGCCGCUUUGCUCUUCAAAUGUACCACAGAAAAUUUACCAGCGGCCCUGACAGAUGAAGAAGUAAAAUUAGAAUUAAUGAAGCAUGUUAUGAAAUGUUCAAAAAACCAUCCCGUAGACUUUAAUGAGCUGAUGCAACUACAAAAAUUGGUCGUGCCAAAAACCACUGAAGCUAAAUGUUUGCUUGCGUGCGCUUACAGAAGUGAAGGUAUUAUGACAAGUAAAGGUCUUUAUGACUUAGAACAUGCCUAUUCAAUAGCAAAAUUAGUCAAAAAUGGUGAUGACCAACGGGAAGAAAAUGCAAAAAAGGUGGCUGAUAUUUGUGUUAAAGUUAAUGAGGUAGAAGUCAGUGACGGAGAAAAAGGAUGUGAAAGGGCUGCUCUAAUUUUUAAAUGCACUUUGGACAACGCUCCUAAGUUUGGAUUCAAAGUAUAGACAAAGAGAAAUGGCAAGUAAUGCUCCACUAUAUUCCACAUUAUAAUUAUCAGAAUAAUAAAAUUUUUAUUCUCCUUACA
Messenger RNA from Manduca sexta (tobacco hornworm), 925 nucleotides. Its product is annotated as general odorant-binding protein 19d. Gene Ontology annotation, molecular function: odorant binding. The coding region runs from base 33 to 845 and encodes 270 amino acids. The transcript is spliced from 8 exons. NCBI's taxonomy places the organism in Eukaryota, Metazoa, Arthropoda, Insecta, Lepidoptera, Sphingidae. The record is from RefSeq and is a predicted model, not a curated record. Gene Ontology annotation, biological process: sensory perception of smell.